GUGCCCUCCUACUCCCAGGAACCUUUGCCUUAUUUUCUUUGUCCAUCUUGCACGUCUGUGCGAGUGGGAGUCCUUGAUCCAUACCCAUGGAGCAAUUGUGGAAGUCUUCGGCGGGAGUCUGUACCCUUUUCCGGUGCCACAGCCUCUCUAUAUCCUCUCGCGCGUGGCCGCUCGCUCCAUUUAACCUGCUGACCAGCCGCUUUGUCUUGCCCUUCCGACCCGCUCACCUGGCCACUGCUCGCUCCUCACAGUUUUCUUUGUCGAUUGUUGCUCUUAACCUGUCAGCUAUUGACUCACUUCCCUGUAUUCUCUAAUUUGCCCUUUCAAACAUUCCUUCCAGAUCAAGGAUAUCUCUUCAACAUGCUCACUAUAGAUCAAACCCAAUCUCCCAUGCCAUAUGGCGACUCAACCUCGAAACCUACCUCUCUCAUCAUGAACGCUUCCGUAUCUCUCCCUGUUCACAAACACAUAUGGAUCGUCACCGGUCCUGCAGGAAGUGGAAAGACCACUGUAGCCAAGCAUCUCGCUGACUUCUAUGCAUUCGACUACAUCGAAGGCGAUGACUACCACCCUCCUCAAAAUAUCGCGAAGAUGGCCGCCGGCACUCCGCUAACCGACGCUGAUCGUUGGGACUGGUUGAUCUCCAUACGCGAAGCCUCCCAGAUCAAGCUUCGCACGGGUACUCCUGGCGUCGUGCUCACCUGCAGCGCACUGAAGCGCAAAUACCGCGAUGUUAUCCGUGUGGCCUCGUACAAUGACCAGAAAGUCCUUGUGCACUUCAUCUACCUCCAAACAGACGAGGAGACUAUUCUCCAACGAGUGAGAGCACGUAAAGGCCAUUAUAUGAAAGACGACAUGGUCCGCAGUCAAUUCGCCAGCCUCGAGGAACCUAAAGAAGACGAGAAAGGCUUGGAUGUAUUCUGCGUUGACGCCAGCGGCAAUAUUGAUGAUGUAGGCGAGCGUGCGACCGCCGUUGUGAAGCAAGUUCUUGCAAAUGACACUCUUGUGGCCUCUAGCUGAUGCUAGACACUCUUGAUGACUCAUUGUCUUACAUAGACUGUUGGACUUGCAUUUCAAGUUGGGAUCCUGGUGAUCUCAACCGACGGAGUUUACUUAUAGCGUAUCAUGGCCUGCAAAUAUCCCGACUUUUGGUUCUUUUGGAAUAUGCAGUGGCGUCUUUCGGUUGGCUUCUGGCUUCUGGCUUCCGGCCUCUGGUUUCAAUACCCAUAUGAUUAAUUCAAGGAGUCUCGGUAUUUCAUGUACAGAUAGGCUAUUGGGCUGCAGCGCAGCACGUUUCGGUGUAUAGUAGAGAAACUAGUCGAAUCAAAGCAUUCGAACAACUCAACAUCUAGAUCGUAAGCGACGGGAUGAUGUUGAUGUAUCUUCACGUGCCAACUGCACGAUCCC
Messenger RNA from Pseudovirgaria hyperparasitica, 1407 nucleotides. RefSeq names its product glucokinase. Gene Ontology annotation, molecular function: gluconokinase activity. Gene Ontology annotation, cellular component: cytoplasm. Bases 361 to 1020 code for a protein of 219 amino acids. The record is from RefSeq and is a predicted model, not a curated record. The transcript has 2 exons. Lineage: Eukaryota; Fungi; Ascomycota; Dothideomycetes; Acrospermales; Acrospermaceae.